Colletotrichum navitas is the source of this 796-nucleotide messenger RNA. RefSeq lists its product as uncharacterized. The record is from RefSeq and is a predicted model, not a curated record. The transcript has 2 exons. NCBI's taxonomy places the organism in Eukaryota, Fungi, Ascomycota, Sordariomycetes, Glomerellales, Glomerellaceae. Bases 220 to 687 code for a protein of 155 amino acids.
GAGGGCUAGUCUUGUCUCGUCUCUCCGAUGGGGCGCAGCAGAAGAAGACCCCGAAGGGGCUCAAGAUUUGGAAGCAAGCCGCCUACGGGAUCUACUGAUCUGCGCGCGGUUUCCAUUGUCUAGCCGCGUUCGGUCGAAGCCUCCCCCGCGAAGGGCUUUCGAUGACGGCCCCCCCCCUCCGAGCCGGAUGCGGUAGUUCCCCGCGUCAAAGGUCAAAGGAUGUACACCGGUGCGGCGGCUGCCACGCAAAUCGACAAUAUGCCCCUUGACAGGACGCUUUGGAGGCGCCUUCGGCAAAUCAUGGUAUUCUCUCUUUUUCUUGUGUCUCCGGUACGUGAAAUUCAAUACAGCAUGUUGCUCCGCAACCGGGUGUUUCGGGUCUUGGGCUGGUCUCGGUCGCCGUUUGGCGGCGGAAGACGAGGUGGAAUGUCUCGAAGCAUUCCGCGGGGAGGAAGCUCCGGCUUGGCCGCACCGGCCCUCCACGAGCGAAACGGAUCAUCGCUUCCGAAGAGCUGCAAAUCUUAUAUUCGACUUGUGCAUGUCCUCCAUGCCACCCAGGCGACACAAGAGGAACACUACCCGGCCUAUGUAGGCUACCUAGGAGUACCCCGAGUAGCUGCCAUGCGCCGUAGACCUAGGCAGAAAGAAAAAAAAAAGCAUCUCCUAGCUGGCUCCGAGAUCAGUUGAAAGCAGAGAGUUUUCAGUCCUAUCGGGCUGGACCGUUCCGCCAAUCCUGAGGGCUUCUUUGUCAUGAUGCUGUCAUCUGCUUGUAGAUCUAGUUCUCCUACAGUCAGUC